Messenger RNA from Arachis ipaensis, 1056 nucleotides. The record is from RefSeq and is a predicted model, not a curated record. Lineage: Eukaryota; Viridiplantae; Streptophyta; Magnoliopsida; Fabales; Fabaceae.
AUGCCUGGAUCUGUUGCAAUCCUAAGAACGAGCCCCGUUCGAGUUGGAGGACAGGUGGACGAGACUCAAGCGUAUUUUCACAGACUUUUCUGGACGUUUCCUCCGUGCAUCGAGGCAUUCCGUCAUUGCAAGCCGCUAGUCAGCAUCGACGGCACACAUCUGUAUGGGAAGUAUGGGGGAACGUUGCUCAUCGCGAUUGCACAGGACGGGAACUCGAACAUUCUACCUGUGGCGUUCGCACUAGUAGAGGGUGAGAAUGCGGAGUCCUGGACAUUCUUUCUCUCCCACCUUCGACAGCACGUGACACCACAGCCGGGUCUGCUGGUUAUAUCGGACAGGCAUAACGGCAUCAAGGCUGCGCUUGAGGCUCCUGAUGGGGGUUGGUUACCUCCAGCUGCGUACCGUGCAUUCUGCAUUCGACACGUAGCGGCUAAUUUUGCCCUGACCUUCAAAGACCCGGCGAUGUGUGAGUGGGCGAACCGGAUUGACUACUCCUUGUGGACUCAACAUCGUGAUGAUGGGCGAAGAUUCGGUCACAUGACGACUAAUAUCUCCGAGUGUGUGAACUCAAUACUCAAGGGUGUCAGAAAUCUCCCUGUAUCCUCCCUGGUGAAGGCAACAUAUGGUAGGCUUGCGAAACUCUUUACGGCCAAGUGCUUCGCGGUGACUUUGUAUGACCGUGAUAACUCCGAGUUCACCGUAGCAGAGACUACUCCUACUGGUUCUUUCUCGUUGGGUAGCUACAGAGUAUCACUUGCCUCUCGGACCUGUGACUGCGGCGUGUAUCAGAUUAGUUCAGUGUUCAGUGUGUACCGAAUGGGAUUCACACCACCGAUACCGGAGGGCUUCUGGCCACCUUACGACGGGCCCACGGUGAUUCCGGACCCUGCCAAGAGGCGUGCGAGAGAGGGUCGUCCGAGAUCCACUAGGAUACGGACGAAUAUGGACGAGGCAGAUCCGAACCAGCCAAAGAGGUGUGGCCUCUGUCGCCAACCCGGACACACCCGUCGGAGUUGCCCACAGCUUGGAGGAUCGUCUCACACGGGGGGCCAAUAG